Molecule: messenger RNA, 4207 nt
Organism: Oncorhynchus gorbuscha (pink salmon)
Lineage: Eukaryota; Metazoa; Chordata; Actinopteri; Salmoniformes; Salmonidae
Product: zinc finger protein 583-like
Exons: 4
Coding region: 1368-2438 (356 amino acids)
Cellular component (GO): nucleus
Source: RefSeq, a predicted model, not a curated record
AAAGGCCAUCAGUGUGUCUGCUGCAAGCAAUUCAGCGGAUGAUGGCGCGGCAUGAGCGUGGUAAACGGACAGACGUGGUUAUGGACCGCAAGGAAUAAGUAGAAGAGGGAAGUGCAAUGGGAAGAUGUGUGUUGAAGAAGAGUAGUGCCAAGUACAAACCGUAUUCUGCUGUCUGACGGCUCAGGAAUUUUACCUGAUGAGAGUGAGGAUAAAUUACCUGCGGUGGCAGGUGUGGUGAAGACCUCCGAGUCCAAGCCUCGCCCCGAUGGUCAUGUAAAGGAUGGUUCUGUCCCAGUGGGAGUGACAUUUUUGGAGAAAGUGGAUCCCUGCCUUUUGGCUGACCCAGGCUGGGUAAAAAUAAGUUGGGAACUGUUAAAUUGGUGAUGGUAGUCGAAAUGGACUUGUGAUGGUUUUCUGUGUUCUGUCUGUGUUUCUUUGUGUUACGUGCCAAGGGACAAGACAUGUGACUUGCCUUUGAAAGGAGUGAUUACUGGGGUCCUUUGUCCUUUUCGAGUUAUGAAGCAGUCUUUUCCUGAUAGAGCUUUUGCGCCGAACCCACUAAGGUGUUUCAGAUGCCACGCCUUAUGGUCUUGUUGCAGCAGUGUUUAGGGGUUGAGAUUAAAAAAUGUGUAAAGUGUGCAGGAGGGCAAGGGACAAAGGAAUACGUAGUGUAGGUUGUAAAGUGGGGGUGCCCAUGUUGCUGGGGAUCAGAAGUGCCCGGUGCAAGAGACAGGUUGAGGUUGCCAGGGAGAGCAGAGGAUGAUGGGUCAAGGGCCUUGGCCAAUACAGAGUGAUACGAAUUUGUGCUUCAGUAUGGUUGGCUUCCUAGCAUUCAUUGCCAUGGUUAUCAACUGUACCGCAGAAAUGGAACAUAAAUCACAGAAUAUAUGUUGUGGUGGCAGCUGCUAAGUACUUGGGUUUACCAGGUUUUACUGGAGAAGAGUUACAAGGUCUGUUGAACAAGAGAGUCCCAUUCUCCCAAACCCUUAAAGUAGUGGAAUAGUGAGGUGGUUUUUAUUUGUUUUAUGAAAUAGUGGUAUAUAGGUGUAGGGUUAGUUGGUGUCUUUUCCCCCGAUUUUAUCUUUGUAUCACAAAAUGUAACGUGAACGAUCACACGGUAGGUGGCGGCAUGCAAAAACACCAUGAUACCAAAGAAGUAGAAAACGGAAGUGAACAGUAAUUUGGCAUUUUUUCCAAUUUCCACGUUAGCGUUUUUGUUGUUAUUUAGACGUUUAUUAACAUCAUAGAACUCAAAAUAUGACUAUUUUAACUGCACAGCAUCACAUAAUUAUCGCAGGUGGUCUUUAAUUCGCGCUGGAAACACGACUUGGUUGAUAGCAAGCGUUACGUAGCUCUAGCUGCUAACAAUGGCUAACUGUAUGAUUUUUCACACUCAAAUAGCCUCCAUCAUGGAGGUUCUAGCGAAUGCAGCCGUGGCAGAGAUCUGUAAACUCGUAGACGACGACUAUGCAGUGUUUCGUUUGGAAAUAACUCAAAGCCAGAAAGAAAACAGGGUAUUGCGGAGGAAACUACAGCUACUGGAACUGAAGGUGGCACGGGAGCGCGUCCUCGGCAGUCGUCCCAGUAGUGUCAAGAUCCUCGACCGAUACAGAGGAAUGGCAAGAGGUGAAGGACAUCUCACUGGAGGCCACAGGAGCUUUGUGAAGCCAGUGAGAGACAAUACAUGGAGACAUGACCAACCAGUCAUUGUUGAUGAGGGGAGUGGAACCUCAACCCAGCACGUUAUGGUGAUAGAGUCUACAGAUGCAGAGGCUGCAGGUCUUGGGGUGAAGCAGGAGAGGUCUGAAGGAGAGGACCCACGGCACAGCAGAGACAUCCAGACUGGAGCAGCUGGAGCGCACCCUGUAGCCACAGAAGACCCCACCACCACCCCAGCACUGCCCAAGACCAGACACAGCAUCACGGAGGUCAGUGGAACGCCGAACGCCAUCCUCAAGACAGAGACUAUACCGGGGCUGAGGCAACCGGGCUAUCCUCCUGCUCCUCGCUCAGAGUAUUUACUUUAUAGUAACCCGAGCCCGAGGACGGUUCUGUCCCAUCGGGAUUUAGGUGACUCGUUACUGACUGGCAAUGAUCCGUCCUGUUCAUACGCAACGGAGACAGAGAUGAUACCUGGUGUCAUGGCUGUGGGUUUAGAUGCACAGACUAAUCCAAUGAGAGGAGACUGGAACCAGUACAGUAGUAGUGUAUACUCUGAAGGGUGCCUAGAUAAGAAAGGGGAGGGUCUGGUUGUAGAUGAGGUGAAAGUGGAGGGUGAAGUUCCUCUGACAUGGAAUGCAGAGUCUAAUUUAGGAGAAGGACACUCGCAGGUCAACACCAGUGACUUCUGGGAUUACAGGGAAAGCUUAGAGACAAAUACAAACUUCAGAACCCACUCCCUUUACACACUCUUAGGGAUCGCGACUCUGUGUCCAUGACUAUGGCACCUUCUGAUUCACACGCCCAUGUCCUUUUCGAUCAGGUAUCGAACUCAAACGACAGUGCUAGAUCCCAGUCUCGAAGAGGGAGAGCCACAUCAGGCAAUAGUAAAGAGAAACGGUUCCUCUGCAUGUUCUGUAACAAAGGCUUCAGCAGCCCCCAGAAGGUUGAGAUUCACCAGAGGGUCCACACAGGGGAGAAACCCUACAGCUGUACCCAGUGUCAAAUGCGCUUCGCCCAGGCUUGCAACCUGAAGAGGCACCAGAGGGUCCACAAAAAGAGAGAAAUUCUACAGCUGCCCCCAGUGUGAGAAGAGGUUCUCCCACCAGCACCAUCUGAAUAUGCACCUGAAUGUCAACACGGGAGAGAGGUUGUAACGCAUGUACAUAGGGCUGUUACUGUGUCCUUAUUAACGCCACACUGGCGGAUUGCAGUCAAAUUCCACAUGACCAUUGAGUCACGGUAGCUAGGCUACUCCAAAACUGUGCUCUGUAAUUGAAUGGUGCUGAUGAGUGUUAGUAAGUUAUCAAACUUGCUUAUGGCUGUCAAGUUGCUAAUGGCCUGGCACUCAGCGCUCUAGUGUCCCUCUAAUCACUUUGACAUAAAAGCUAUCAAAAAUCGCAUCAAAGAUUUAGCAGAUUAUUCAAAUUAAACCAUGGAGUUCACAAUAGCAGCAAAAAAACGUGUUGCAUUCUGAAAACGCAGGUGUAUUGACCAUGACAUUCAAUUUCAAGUUCCACAUUUUUAUAUUUAAAUAGACUGCUUUUAUCUGAAAUGUUUCAUCCAUUUUAUUACGCUAAUUAAAUUAGCAUAAUAAAGGGGUUAACUAGUUAACUGGUUAGGACAGCUCAUGAGGACUCCUAAGUAUUUGUUGAGUAUGUGGGAUUUUAUUACAAAAGAGGCUUCAUGCAUAGCUUUUAUUUUUACCCAUAAGAGUAGGAGUAUAUGUUUUUGAUACAUAAAGGGGCGUCAAAAUUCAGGAUCAAAUAGCUAAAUUAUUCAUAGUAUGACCAUCUUAAAACAAUUCCAUAUGUCAGCAUUGAACCCUCCCCCAACAACAGUAUAGACUUACAGGGGUUAACUGUUACAUUAACCAGCAGCAUAUUGUAUUAGCAUUCUAGCUAAUGCAUUUGGAGUUUCCUUUUCAUCAGAUGGUAAAUUAGCCCAAAUCCACAUUUCAUAUAUUUGAUCAAUAAGAUGUCCCUACUGUUGGUGUGUCCAAUUGUGAGUGCAUCUGUCAUUUCAAGGGAAGAUUGUGGUUACACUAAUGAAGAAUUAAAUCAAAUAAAUUUGAUUCAGAGUGAAUUAAUGAUGCGUGCCAAGAGCUGGUCAUUUAUCCAACACACCUAUUAUUGCAUUCGUAUUUCAUCACCACUGUCCAUUUCAAGCAUAUUAAUUAAGGCUAUACUAUUGUUCAGAUAAUAUAAUAAUUGUAUGUGAUUUAUAAUGACAUAAGAUAAAGAGAACUACAUUUUAACAUAGCAUCCUCUUGAACUGACCUGUAUAUUCCUGCAUUCUAGACACGAUGACUGAGUGGACCCAUGUAUUAAAUGCCAGUUUGUUUAGUUAGAAAAAGCAGGUGAAAUCUAUGUAAAUGCAUAUUUUUGCAUCCAGACAUAAAACGACUGUUACAUGUUGUGUUUGUAGUGUGUAGGCUAUACGAUGUUCAGAAAUGCCUUUUUCAUUACUUCCAUUCAACUACUUAAUUUUGUUCCCCAAGACACUUUUAAUGAGAAUAGCAAUUGAAUAAAAAUAUAAAUGCAACGUG